Molecule: messenger RNA, 1854 nt
Organism: Rubroshorea leprosula
Lineage: Eukaryota; Viridiplantae; Streptophyta; Magnoliopsida; Malvales; Dipterocarpaceae
Source: the annotation of a GenBank genome assembly
GGGAUGCUCAUCCCUGUCAUUCGCGAGGACGAAGACGGGGAGGGACUCCCUAACCCUGCAGGGUCUCGUUGAUAUCCCUAUCUGAAGACACUCUACUCUAACAAAUGUUGUCUUUGAGGAGAAUGUAGUGUCUGAUCAUGUGCCAAUGCUUAUAUACACUUGGAAGGGAGACAUGAGACACCAGGGGUCAUUUAAGUUUUGUGAUACAUGGUCUUUGCAUCCUAGAUUCUUGCCAAUGGUUUCUGAGAAAGAGUUUAGUGACUUAGAGGGUAGGAUAUCUAUAAUUUCUUCAUUGUUCCUUUUGCUGCAACAAAGUUUGGCUGUAUUUCCCUCGGAUGAAAUCUUGCUUGCACAAGAGAAAGCUUUGAAGGCAGAACAUAGGAAGCUAGUAUUGGCAAAGAAUUCUUUGUUGGUGCAGCUUUCUAAGGUAAAAUUGUUGCAGAACAAUGAUCUCAAUACUAAGUACUUCCAUGCCAGGCCUAAUGUACGUAGAGCUAAGUACUUUAUUGGGGCUAUCUGUGAUGACCAUGGCAAUAGAAGGAAAAAUGAGGAUGACUUUAAACAGAACCAUGGACUACUGAUCAACAAUAGCAACUCCUUUUGGCCUCAGACCCCAGUAUCUAAGGAAGAAAUUAAAAAUGCAAUGUUCUCUAUACCAAACAAGAAGGCGGGUUUUUGGCUGGACACCAAAUUAGAAAACCCUCGACCUCGAGCUCGACUCCUCCGGUCGUCCAAGUCCCAACCCAAGUUCUCUGCCUCUCAACCCUCACCCACACCGCCGGCGCUCCCCUUCCUCUCUGCUGUGUCCGAUCUUCGGUGUUGCUCUGUUGCUCUCUGCUUUCUGCAGCUGUUGAUCUGCAGCCCUCACCGAACCUGCUCUCUGCCUUCUGCUAAUGCACUCUCGCCGGAGCUGCUCUCUGCUCUCACCGAACCGAAGUUGCUAUCUACCUUCUGCUGAUCUGCUUUCUGCUCUCUGCCUUCUGCUGAUUUGCUCUCACCGGAGCUGCUCUGCUUUAUGCUGAUAUACACCGAACCGAAGCUGCUCUCUGCGUCUGCUGUGCUGUCUGCUGAUCUGCUCUGAUCGGAAGUUCGGAACUGGUUUCUGCUGAUACUUUCUUUCACUUCAGUUCAUCGACCCUACUUUCUGCUGUUCUGCUCUCACCGGCACUUGUCUCUGCUCUCACCGGCGCUUGUCUCUGCUCUCACCGACGCCGGUCACGUUCUGUGUGCCUCCUGUUCUGCAAUUGGCCUUCACUGCUUCACAGUUCACACUUCACAGCUUCAAAAGUUUUUCCCAUAGAUUGCAUAGAUUCAUUGCUCUAUAUUUAUGUUUUGCCUGGUAAUUUAUUUCUUUCAAAAGUUUUUGUUUGCCGUGGACAUGUCAAACUUCAUCUAUCCGUGCCAUUUUUUUUGUGUUUUCUACCUAUAUACUGUGGCACCCAUGCACUUAAGCUAUAUUUCUAAGCUAGUGCAACUGGAUGACAUGCUUUUUGGUUGUGGAAUUUUUAAUUCAAUUUUUGAUUAUUCAAAUAAUGCAAAAAUAUUAAGUUUACUUUAUUUAUCUGAUGUUUUGAAAGCUAGUUAUGGGCAUCAUAUUGUUCUGCUGCAUUAGCAUGAUUGUUGCAUUUGCAUGGAUAGUUUAGGAAAGUGGAAAGAUCUAUUCUCUGACCACCAUUGUUAUGAUUACAAAAUCAAUGAAACUUCUGAUUGACACUGUAUUUGUUUGUGAAGCCAGCUAUACGGCCCUGUUGCAGUGUGUCUAACUUGGUUAAUGAGAGUAGCAGUUAGCUUCCGUGGUUUUCUAGGAAGCAAAUCUGAGUGGAGUUUUAAAGAAAAUAAAUGCUUAACACUCAG